AUUGUAUCCGAAGUGCAAUACGCCUCCCCUGGUCAAGCACAAGCGCCAGCUCAACGGGGCCCCCUUCGACCUUUGCACACCAUGGCCAACUUAUUUCGCUCCUCUCUCCCCUCCUCUCUGCGCGGCGCCGGUGCCCGCAGCUCCGCUGCGACGGCAGCUGUCCGCAGCGACGCCGUAUCAGCGCGCGGGUAUGUCAACCCUGCUAAUGGCGACAACGCCUUCAAUAUGACCAAGUUUACUCGGUUCGACUGGGAAGACCCGAUGUCAUUCAACAGAAAAUUGACAGAAGAGGAGGUAUCUAUCUCGGAAACGGCCAGAGCAUUCUGCCAGGAGCACCUCAAGCCCAAGAUUAUCGAAAUGAGCCGGAAAGAAUCCUGGGACCCGACGAUUCUACCUGCACUGGGGGAGCUUGGUUUGCUAGGUCCAACGAUUCAAGGGUAUGGAUGUGCUGGCGUCAACAACGUCUCGUAUGGGCUGAUCGCACGCGAGAUUGAGCGCGUCGACUCGUCGUUCCGGUCAAUGAUGUCGGUGCAAUCAUCACUCUCGAUGGGUGCAAUCAACCAGUUUGGUACCGAAGCGCAAAAGGCGAAGUACCUUCCACGCAUGGCCAAAGGCGAGCUCGUCGGCUGCUUUGGCCUCACCGAACCGAAUCACGGGUCCGACCCGGCGAACAUGGAGACCGUCGCGGAGGACAACGGACAGGGCGAGUUUACGCUGAACGGCAGCAAGACGUGGAUAUCCUCCUCUCCGCAUGCGGACAUCUUUAUCAUUUGGGCACGAUGCAAGUGGGAUAACAAGGUGCGCGGCUUCCUGGUCGAGAAGGGCACAAAGGGGCUGGAGGCGCCAAAGAUCGCGAACAAGACUGCGCUGCGCGCCUCAGUGACGGGCUCGAUCUUCCUGGAUAACGUCAAGGUAAAGCAGGAAGAUUCGCUCCUCGCACGCGCACGACCCGGGCUGGGUGCGCCAUUCGAGUGCCUGAACUCUGCGCGCUUCGGCAUCGGCUGGGGCGCCAUCGGUGCCUUGGAGGCGUGCAUCGCUGAGACACGCGCGUACGCCCUGGAGCGGCGACAGUUCUCUAAGCCGCUCGCUGGCUUUCAGCUAGUGCAGAAGAAGAUCGUCGACGCGGCGACCGAGGCAAGCCUGGGCCUGCUGGCGGCGCUGCAGCUAGGGCGCAUGAAGGAUGCGGGAACGUGGAGCCCUGAGAUGGUGUCGCUGGUCAAGCGCAACAACUGCGGCAAGGCGCUGCAGCACGCGCGCGUGCUGCUCGAGAUCUUUGGCGGAAACGCUGCCAGUGACGAAUAUCACGUCGCGCGGCAUGCGGCCAACCUGUACGUCGUCAACACAUAUGAGGGGACGCACGACAUCCACUGCCUCAUCCUCGGUAAGGCGAUCACCGGCGAGCAGGCGUUCGCGUAAGCCGGCGCUGCAUCCCAUUAUUACAUGCGACGCAUGCCAGGAACAGAGUCUUCUUGGUUGUCUUGGCUGCUUGUAGGCUCGCACACUACAACUUGCUGUGUAUUAAAAAUUGGCUUGCUUCGUAAAAAGAAUGAAAAGAGUGGUGCGGUGUGAAGCGAUGAGGUUACAUGCUGUGCUACAAGC
This is a messenger RNA of Tilletiaria anomala UBC 951, 1599 nucleotides long. Its product is annotated as acyl-CoA dehydrogenase NM domain-like protein. The transcript has 3 exons. The coding region runs from base 82 to 1416 and encodes 444 amino acids. Gene Ontology annotation, biological process: fatty-acyl-CoA biosynthetic process; fatty acid beta-oxidation using acyl-CoA dehydrogenase. Gene Ontology annotation, cellular component: mitochondrial inner membrane. The record is from RefSeq and is a predicted model, not a curated record. NCBI's taxonomy places the organism in Eukaryota, Fungi, Basidiomycota, Exobasidiomycetes, Georgefischeriales, Tilletiariaceae. Gene Ontology annotation, molecular function: flavin adenine dinucleotide binding; fatty-acyl-CoA binding; glutaryl-CoA dehydrogenase activity.